Anastrepha ludens (Mexican fruit fly) is the source of this 4591-nucleotide messenger RNA. RefSeq names its product protein wech-like. The coding region runs from base 556 to 2673 and encodes 705 amino acids. NCBI's taxonomy places the organism in Eukaryota, Metazoa, Arthropoda, Insecta, Diptera, Tephritidae. Gene Ontology annotation, molecular function: zinc ion binding; protein binding; ubiquitin protein ligase activity. The record is from RefSeq and is a predicted model, not a curated record. Gene Ontology annotation, biological process: protein polyubiquitination; proteasome-mediated ubiquitin-dependent protein catabolic process. The transcript has 6 exons.
UAUGAAGAAGAGUAACUCAUCAAAAAUAUGCCAACUGUGUAAUUAGUUAAGACUUUAGUUGUAAAAAUAUUGUUAAACUCCAUCAGUCAAACAUUAGGAAGAAGUAGUUCACCAGCUCGCAACGAUUUCUACAACAACUUCUUCAGUAUUUAAGCAACUGUAGCAACUGGACUCGUUGUGUUCAGUGUUUCACUAGACGUGUAAGGACUCGCACUUCCGAUACACCCUCACUAUCAUUUGCCUUAGAGGGUCGCGCUAAUGGGCAAGUUAGCCGUCCUUGGGGCUUAUGCGUUAAUAAAAUGGGUCCCAGAUUCACCUCCGAUAGACGUAAUAAUCGUGUGCAAGUUUUUAAUUCGGAUGGUACACUGAAGUUUAAAUUCGGCCGUAAAGGCUCUGGACGCAUUAUUAUUACAGAUUCUAAAAACCAACGAGUGACUAUCUACAAUUCCAACUUUAAAUAGAUUUGGAAAUUCAUCACCUUGCACCGAUUUCUCCAAAAACUUCUGGCAUCCUUUGCAUGGCAGUUCAAAUGACUUAGGUGGUGAUGGUAUUGGAAUGGCCAGACGGAAUUUUAUGCAUGGUACUGCAACAUCAUCGUCUAGCAGCUCGAGCAUCAGUUGCAGUAUAUGUGAAGUAAAUGCGACCAAUCGUUGUAUUGAGUGUAAUGAGUUCAUGUGCAGUAAUUGCUGGCGUAACCAUCUCAAUGAUCCCCAAUUCGCAAAUCACUCGACUUUUCAUUUGCCCUCACCAAUUGGUACAAUGCCCACCGGUGGUUUUUCUGCUGGUGCAAUGAACAAUUCAAAACCCCAUCACUUUUGCGAUUUACACAAUGAGAUAUUGCAGUACGUUUGCCAACCUUGCAAGAUGUUGGUAUGCCAAUGUUGCACUCUUUAUGAGCACAACGAACAUACGUACUCUUCGGUACAAAGUUUCUACGACGAAUUGAAGGAUGUAAUUAAGAAUGAUCUUGAAAGUAGUAAUACGGGCAAGAUAUCUAUUAAGAGUAGUAUUGACAGAUCAUUGACAUUUAUACGGCUCGUCGAGCGUAAUUGUGCUGAACUGAGCGAAGAUAUACGCAAAACCUGCAGACAAUUUACAAGGGCUAUAGAGGAUAUCGAACGCUAUUUAUUGGAAUCCGUUGAGCAAUUGCGCCAACGCCGUUUGGCUAACUUAAAUGAUCAAGUGGCCGGAUUAAAAUCGGCUCUCGCUGGACUCUCUGAAACCAUGGAAAUUUUGAGAAAGACCUCAGUGAAUAUGUCAUGUAUGAAUAACUUUGAUAUAGCAAAGAAGGUUUUGAAUGCACAACGACAACUUGAGCAAUUCGCUGCUAUAUACAAAGAUUUAUAUCCAAAAUAUGAGGAAUUCGUAUUCGUUCCACCAAACGAUAAAAUAUUGCAGGAUGUACUCAAACAAGGCGCAAUUGUAGGAGUAAAUGAUAAUAAUACGAAUGUGGUAAAUGAUGCAGCGGUUAACGGUGGAUCAGUCAGCGAUUGUGGUGAAUCAGUCAGCGAUUGUGGUGGAUCAGUCUGCGAUUGCGGUCCAUCAGUCAGUGAUUGCGGUGGAUCAGUCAGCGAAUGCGGUGUCCCAGUUGCCGGUGUAUUUGGUCGAUUCAAUUAUGAGAAUAAUUUCCACGGUAUCCCUUCUCUAAUGUUACCGUUACAUGGUUACAGCGCUAGUGCCAUUGAGAGGGAGUUUGGCGUAUUGUGUAACUGUGCAUCGCGCAGCACACAUUCUAUAACAAAUUUCAGUGGACCUGUAAGGGCUCUCUGUUCCAAUACACUCUCACUAUCAUUUGCCACAGAGGGUCACGGUGAUGGGCAAGUUAGCCGCCCUUGGGGCUUGUGUGUUGAUAAGCUGGGUCACAUAUUGAUCUCCGACAGACGUAAUAAUCGUGUGCAAGUUUUUAAUCCGGAUGGUACACUGAAGCUUAUAUUCGGCUCCAAAGGCUCUGGAAAUGGAGAGUUUGAUUUACCGGCAGGCAUUUGUGUCGACAUAGAUAAUCGCAUAAUCGUUGUCGAUAAGGAUAAUCAUCGCGUACAAAUUUUCACUUGCACUGGUAUCUAUUUAUCGAAGUUCGGUAGCUUUGGCAAAGAGCGUGGACAGUUCCAAUAUCCAUGGGAUGUGGCUGUAAAUUCGCGACGCCAAAUUGUUGUAACCGAUUCACGUAAUCAUCGCAUACAGCAGUUCGAUUCGGAAGGUCGUUUUAUACGUCAAAUCGUUUUCGAAAUUAAUUUUCAAACAAAGGAUCCUGCUUCACCGCGCGGAGUUUGUUAUACACCAACUGGUAACAUUAUAGUAUCAGACUUCGAUAAUCAUUGUAUAUAUCUAAUAAAUCCAGAAAGCAGUACGAUCGUAUCAUCUGAAGGACAAGAAAGUGAUGGAGUUCAAGAAUUGAACGGUCCUUCCGGAAUUUGUUGCGACGCCGAUGGACGCAUUAUUAUUGCAGAUUCUAAAAAUCAACGUAUCGUUGUUUACAAUUCCAACUUAGAACAUCUAUGGAACAUUGAAAUACGUCCGUCGAGAAAUCCCUCGAUGCCGCAUAAUCUCGACGAAAAAUAUCGAACUUGCGACGUUUCUCUUAUGCCUGAUGGUCGAAUUGCUUUCCUGAUCGAAUUAUCACCUGAUACCAAAGAGGAAUGCAAUCCUUCUAAAAGAUUUGUACACGUUUUUUAAUUUUAGUCAAUAAUAUCGCGUACCACUUCAAACGAAACAUUGAGGAACAACAAACUUUUUAAAAAAAUUGAUAUGAAAAAAUUCACACAAUCCCAGUAGUGAUAACAUCACCCGUUCCCCACAAAUUUGAGGAGGAUAUAUAGAUAUACAUAUAUAUCGCUCAUUUCCCCUAAUAGGGUCAUAAUAAAAAAAGAAUUUUAGAUAGAAUGCAGGGCCUGUGGUCAUUCAUGGGUUCAUUACAUGAAAAUAUGUCUUGAGUACUUCUUAGAAAGACAUAGUAAAUCGAACAUUUUUAAAUUAAGCGAUAUAUAAUUAUAGAUAAAUAGUAAUUGAAUAAUAGGAAAGUAGUAGAACAAAGAAAAAUGUAUUUGACACAGGAGUCACAUCACUAAAUGACCUUGCAAUGUUAAAUGCAACAGCGGCUGAAUUUUCAAGUAUAAUUUUUUUUUGUUUGAUAGAGAACCGUGUAAGAAUUGUGUUACAAUUAACUUUAGACGCUACUUAUUCCAUUUACACCCCAUUUUUUUUAUUGCUAAUAUAUAAACACAUGUACCUCAAUUCAAAUUUUGUUAUUUGUUAUUCAAAAUUGUUCUUAUCAUUUUCCAAUGUCAUAAUGUUAAUAAGCAAUAAGAAAGUUAUGUGGCAAAAGAUUUUUAUUUUGUGAUUCUUGGUAAUAUACCAGAUAGCCACAUUUUGUAAAACACAAUUGAAACAAAAUAGUAAUAUAUUACAUAAAUUACAAUAAAAGUCUAUAAGAAACAUACUACAAAAUGUACCUAAACUUAAAAAGAAGAGUUACAUAAAAAAUACUUGAAAAAGCAAGAUUCAAACCUGAGUACACAGUUCGCAUGAAAUAUGAUUAAAGUAUAUUACUUUCAAAACAAAAAAUUAAAACGAAAAUACUAUGACUUUAUGUCAACUGAAACUUGAGACCGCCGAUUUUGAUUAAAAGGAUGAUUAAUAAAUAAAUGGGUUUUAUUCAGCUCAAGAAAAUGCAGACUCGGUAGAACUAUUCAAGAGAACUUCAAUUUUAUAGUCGAUGUGUUCAACAUGUGAUCUCAAACUUUCAUAUUUAAAAUUUAUAAUAAUAUUUAUCCAAUAAUUUACUAACUUAACUGCUAAGUUUAAUUUCGAUUUCUCGUGCUCUGUUUGUAUGUGUGCACUAUAUGUAUGCUUUGUGUUUUAAAAAAAAUUUAAUUUUACAUCUUAUGUCAAAAUGUUUACUUAAAAUUGAAAGUUGAGAACGUAGAGUGUGUGCGAGAACUAUGAGGACUCUUUUUCGCCCGAACUUUUUCGCAUUUAUUUUCGCUUAAUAUUUUACUACAUACCAACACAAACUAUUUGUAUUCUUUUGACAAAUAUUCUAGUUUAUUUAACUUUAGAAGGUUUUGCUUUUAAAUAAUUUAAAUAGUAUGAAAAUUUUAAUAUUCCACAUCAAAUUCUGAAAGUUCUAAAAAUUCUAAUACUUUAAUUCAACUUCGAAAGAUUUAAUUUUAAUAUAUUUUAUCGAGUCUCAACAUUUUAAUGCUUGAUAGAUAGAUUAAGUUGAAUUAAACCUUUAUGUCAAAAGUUUACCUACUGACAUAUAUAUUAUAUGUGUAUAUUUUAUUUCAUUUGACGGAAAAAUAAAUCUGUACGCACUUUAAAUACUCAAAGUUUUACCAACUGAGCCACAUAUUUUAUAAAGAAUUUUAGUAUUCAUUUAAAUUAAGAAAAGUUAAUAUAAUAUUUCGGUCCUAUUUUGCUAACUAUUUUUACUAUUUGGUAUAAAAACUAAAUACAACGUAUAACUCGAUUUAUACCUACCUACGUAGGACUGAAUAGAAAUUAACGAAUGCGAGAUACGACAUACUUAAAUACGAGCAAGACAUUAAAAACCAAAAAAAAAAAGUUCAAAAACUAUCAACUAAGCUUUGAA